Folsomia candida is the source of this 10232-nucleotide messenger RNA. RefSeq names its product phenolphthiocerol synthesis polyketide synthase type I Pks15/1. Gene Ontology annotation, biological process: fatty acid biosynthetic process. The record is from RefSeq and is a predicted model, not a curated record. The transcript is spliced from 9 exons. Bases 156 to 9761 code for a protein of 3201 amino acids. Gene Ontology annotation, molecular function: fatty acid synthase activity; oxidoreductase activity; phosphopantetheine binding. NCBI's taxonomy places the organism in Eukaryota, Metazoa, Arthropoda, Collembola, Entomobryomorpha, Isotomidae.
UCUUCUGCGUUAUCCAACUUUAACUAACUGCAGCCAUCAUCCGUCCAUCAAAAUCCGUCAAAAUUUAGAUUCUCCAUAAUUCGAGCUCUCUUCGAGUGUGUGUGCAAUCAUUUUGUGCAAUUUUGGAAAGAAGAAGGAAAUAGUGAGAAGCGAAAAUGUCUGGCUGUCUCCAACAACGCUGGGUGACCUACGCGGGGAACGAUGAGGAAGCAUGGAAAUGUUUCUUACUCGCGCGCUCGCUUAAGCGGUCCCUCACGACGCGACCACUCUGCGUCAUCAUCAGCGACAAGGUGUCGCUCGCCUUGGGGCGCAAGUUGCAGGACGAGGUCCUCCAAUGCUACUGGGUCGACCCGGACGACCACCCCGGCCUCCAAUUCCGAUCCGUCGCCAAACUUCGCGCCGAAAAAAUGAAGGAGCUCCACAAAUCGGUUUUCCUCGAUGUCAACUGUCUCGCCCUGAAGAACUGUGACGAGCUGUUUCUCAAGAAUGGGACGCAAUGGGUGGGGCGAGAUGAGAAUAUUAAGGGGUCAUCGCCCCACGCCGCUAUUGUGGUCAAGUCGAGAUCCUUUGGCCAAACGGAGAAGCAACUGGUCACCGAGUUGGUGGUGCAAGGGGAAAAUCCUGGAAAAUUUUCCAUCAAAAAUCCCAACCAUGUGGAAGUUAAGGAACUAGAUUUCUGCUUGGAGGUCAAUGUCAAGGCCAAAACUCCAACUCCUUUGGGUGGAUGGGAUUUGAAAAUGGUGUGCUUUACCAACGGCCACCCCCACGAGGACAUCGCCACUCUGGAGAAACGUGGCCCCCUCGAGGCUGAAAUUGCCCGUGUGGUCCGAGGCCUCUGUCCCGAACUUCACUCUGGGAACAUGAAGGUCAACAACCAAAGCCUGACCAUCCCGUCAUCCUGGGAGCUCAACAACUCGAUCGCCAUUGUCGGCAUGGCAUGUCGAUACCCGUGCGCCAACACCAUCGCGGAAUUUUGGAACCUUCUCGAACAAGGCUUGGAAGGGAUCCGCAAAGUCCCGGAAGGGCGUUGGACCAAGGACAAAGCUUUCAUUCGAAUGGACAACAUGAAAAACACGGAAGCCGGCUUCCUCUCCUGUCCGAUCGACACCUUCGACGCCAAGUUCUUCAACACCAACGCGGCGGACAUGCAUUACCUCGACCCCCAGCAACGCCUCUCCCUUCGCGUCGUGUGGGAAGCCCUGGAGAAUUCGGGCAUUGAUCCCAACACGCUUAGGAACACGAUGACCGGCGUGUUUGGCGGUUGGUGGCGUAACGAUUACAAAGAAAUGUUACAAAUGCUCGGCAUCGCGGACACCGACUUUCUCCGAGGCUACCUCGGCAACGCUCUGGGUCCUCUGACUGCCCGAAUCUCCCACUUCUUCGAACUCAUCGGACCCUGUUUCUCCACCGAGUCGGGCUGCUCCACCUCCGUCGUGGGAGUCGACAUGGCGUGCGACGCGCUCCGCAGCGACGCUUGCAACUUGGCCAUCGCCAUCGGCGCAAAUUUACUGCUCCACCCCUUUUCUCCCAGCGUGAUGGAGGGCGUCCUCGCGCCUGACGGCCGAUGCAAGACCUUCGAUGCCUCUGCCGACGGCUUCGGACGUGCCGAGGGAAUCGGUGUCCUCGUUCUGAAGCGAUACGGCGACGCCGUAGCGCAUGGCGACCGCAUCUGGGGUCUGAUCCGUGGCUGCGCUGUCGUGCAAGAAGGCACCUCAAAAAGUAUCGGGACCCCGACCGUUGACGUCGAAGCGCGCGCCAUGGAGCUCGCCCUCGAACGAAGUGGCGUCGACCCGAAUGACAUCGAAUUCGUGGAGACGCACGGCACCGGGACCCCGGUGGGCGAUCCGAUUGAAGUUGCCGCCGUCGCGAAGGCGUACCACCGCGAGCACGGGCGCGACAAACCCUUAACGAUCGGCUCCGUCAAGACAAAUAUCGGACACACCGAAUCGGUCUGCGGGAUCGCGGGGAUUCAAAAAUCCGUCCUCGCCAUGAAGAACGAGCUCAUCCCGAAACAUCUUCACUUAAACAAGCUCAACCCCGAAGUAAAUCUGGCCGCCAUUCCGGCCCAGAUCCCGAUCGAUGCGAUUCCCUGGAAGAGAAGGAAGGCAGGAAAACCAAGGAUUGCGGGGAUCAACUCGUUCGGCAUUACGGGCGCGCAGGCGCACGUGAUUGUGCAAGAGCCUCCAACUCCGGAUGAAGUUCCCGCGGCAAAACUACCCUUCCGCGAUACCCGGGGAACGCACUUACUCACCUUUUCGGCAAAAACGGAAGACGCUUUCCGCGUCCAAGUCGGCAAUUAUAUGAACCUUUUGAAGAACCCGGAGUUCCAUGGGGCGAACAGCAAGGCGUUGAAGGACGUCGAGUUCUCCAUGCACACUGGGCGCCCCCAUAUGAACUUGCGCGCCACCGUGGUCGCCUCCUCCGGCCCGCAGGUGAUGCCUUAUCUCGCCGAGCUUAAAGCCACUCCCGUUCCAAACACCCCGCCGCAAGUCUGCUUCCUCUUUACCGGGCAAGGCUCGCAAUACCCCGGCAUGGCAAAAUCCCUUUACGAAGAAAACAUCGUCUUCAAAACGAACUUCGACUGGUGCGACGCCAUCUUGAAAAACGAGCACGGUUUCUCCCUAAAAUCCGCUCUUUGGUCCGACCAACCCAACGACCAGUUAAAAUCCACCCUUUACUCGCAAACCUCCAUCUUCUGCGUCGAGCUAUGCCUCCUCCGACUCUGGCAGAGCUGGGGCGUCCACCCCGACGCCGUGGUGGGCCACUCCCUCGGAGAAUUCGCCGCCGCCGUGGCCGCCGGGAUGAUCUCCCCCACCGACGCGCUCACCCUGGUCGUCACCCGAUCCAAACUGAUUGACGCGCUCCCCCGCGCCGGCAUGCUCGUCGUGGGCGCCGAGCUCAACACCACGCUUGACGCGAUGGACAAGGCCUUCAAGAAUGAAAAGAAAUGGCUCGACAUUGCCGCCGUGAACUCCCCGACGCAAACCGUGCUCGCCGGACCGACCGAUAUCAUCGCAGAGUUUAAACUGUACUGCGACAAUAAUGAAAUCAGAACCCACGUGCUCGACGCGUCCCAUGCCUUCCACUCCCGCCUUAUGGACCCCAUGAUUGCCGCGUAUGAAAAAGUGGCGGCAACCCUGACCUAUCACGAGGUUAAGAAGGGAGCCCCCACCUACAUUUCGGGCGUGGAGGGUGGCGUGAUCACCAAAGUGGAUGCCGCCUACUGGGUGAAACAUACCAGGGAACGGGUUCGAUUCCUGGAAGCGUCGCAUACCGCGGUGAGGGAGAAUCAGUCCGUCUUUUUGGAGGUUGGGCCACAUCCCGUCUUAUCAACGUUGGUGAUCAACAAUGUCGACGAUAUUACCGAUGGGGUCGUAACGCUGGGGUCCUUGCGGCGCAAGGCGGAGGACUGGGAUACCAUGUUGGGUUCCUUGGGGAAACUGCAUGCGAUGGGGAGACCCAUAAAUUGGGAGAACUUUCACCGCUACUCGAGUGGCGAGUGGGCCGAGAACUUACCCGGGUAUCAUUUUGAGGAGACGCCGUACUGGAUGGGCAUCAAGGACGAGGGGUCCACCCCGUUCCACCCGUUGUUGGGGUCCUUCAUCCCGAACCCGUCGGAGUUGGCGAUCUUCAAGAGUACGGUGAAUGUGCAGAGGUUGCCCUUCUUGAAGGAUCAUAGUCUCGGGGAUAAGAUCAUUUUCCCCUGUGUGGGGUAUGUUGAUAUGUGCAUCACGGCCGGAUAUGCAGCCACGCAUUGUUCCGAGGGGAACUAUGUGAAGCCAACGAUGCCCAUGUGCGUCAGGAAUUUCAGCAUUGUGACGCCCGUCUGUUUGAGCGAGAUGGUCCCGACGGAAUUCCAGGUCAUCGUCUCCAAAACCCCCGAGGGCGAAACCCUCUCCACCAUCUACACCAAAGUCUUCCUCGACGACGGCACGUACAAAUGGAUCCGCAACGCGCACGCCACCUUCAACACGUCCCCUCCCCCACCCCCGCCCGCCGACCAGCUGGACCUCGAAGGCAUCAAGAAACGCUGCUACUUCCUCCACGAAUCCCGCAUCUUCAACUACAAAGAACUCGAAGACUUCGGCUUCAACUUUGGCCCAUCCUGCCGCACCGUGAACUCCGGCUACCGAAACCCCGACUGUGAAGGGGAGUGGAUUUUCCCCUUCAAAUCCCACGAAACCGAGGAGGACGCCGAACGGUUCCUGAUCCACCCGUGGUGCACGGACCCCAUGUUGCAAUCCCAAAUUAUCGCGCUUGGCCUCCUCAACGACGACCAAGUCCGAAAACGUCUCGUGGUUCCCGUCCAAAUCGACAAUUUCACCUGGUGGGGACACUCCGCCUUGACCGGGUACGUUUACCAGAAGAACACGGCGACCGGAAAUGCCGCCUACCUGCUAGAUUCCGAGGGAAAACUGAUGGUUUCCAUGGUCGGGACGGAAUUCAUGGAUACCACGUUGUCCAACAUUUUGUCGUUGAUUGACUCUCAAAAGAAUCCGUAUCCUUCCAUGGCUGAGACGAUUUGGAAGGAGAAACUAGGCGUGGAAGAGAGACGUAUCCCCGCCGGGGAGCUGGGAGAACUUAAGAUUGAUGAGAUUGUGAAGGAGGCAAAUUCAAAGGGGCAGGAAGACCAGGAGACAAACGAGUUCUUUAACGGGCUGAAUCAGCUGGUUGGGUUAUACUUGUUGAAGGGGAUGAAGGACCUCGGGCUGGAUAGAGAGAAGGAGUUUGCUUAUCCGGAAAUUGGAGAAAAAUUGGGCAUCGUUCCCGAACAGAUGAAGCUUUUCGAGCAGUUCUUACAAGAAAUGGUGGAAGAUGGCUGGCUCGGAGUGGGCGGGAAAGGGUACAAGAUUAGACAAGAGUUUCCCUCCGUGGCGGCGAUUACGAAACAGAUUGACGCCAUGAAGAAGGCAUGCGGGACUUGGGCAGGGGGAAAGGUGGAUCUCGACACGGUAACGUCGUUAGGGGAAGGGCUCGUCCAGUUGUUAACGGGGAAAGGAGAUAUGCCCCUAGUGACGGAGAAAACCACACAUUUCAUGAAGGAAUCCGCUCUAGCGGGAGUUUCGAAAGGGGGUGAAAUCGUGGAGGCUUCCCUGCUCAAUAAGUUGUCCACCCUGGGAACGAAAUCGGUCGUCAGGGUGCUACAGGUCGGCGGGCGAUCCGCCGCGGGAAUGGGCCACCUCAUCAAAUCCAUGGUGGACAGUGGGGUGUCUCACUUUGACUAUACUUUUACCUCAAGACACCCCGCCGUUUUGGCGGAUGGGGAGAAAACCUUUGACGAUACGGGGGUCGCGGUGAAAUUCUCGAUCCUAGAUGUCGACCAGGAUCCCUUACAGCAAGGUUAUCUUCCCGCCCAUUACGACAUCGUGAUCGCCUCCUGGGUCAUGGCGGGUUCGAAAAAGGUGGAGCGAGCGAUAGGAAAUUUGAAGAAGUUGCUCCGACCCGAAGGAUAUUUCGUCAUGACGGAACUAAUCUCUUCCAACAAGGGGCGAACGUCCCCUUCCAAGAUUGUUAGCAUGGUUCUCGGCGGGAUUGAGGAUUCCUGGAAGCACGAAGACUUUGCGCUACGUCCGAAAAACUGCUACUUGUCGCUCGAAGGAUGGAGCCAACUUUUGAAGACGGCCGGAUUCAAAGACCUCUUCCCUCUACGACAAAACAACGAAGGAAACACCAUCCUCUUAGCUAAACUUGGGUCGGACAAGGUCGUCUCCAAAACGCAAAUCGUCCCCAAUGACGACGGCAAGAUCGAUACUUGGAUCCUCUUUGGCGACCCGACCUCCCAACUGGCCACCCAUCUCGCCAAGAACCUAACCCAAAUCAACUUCCGGGUAAUAUCCGUCACCCGGCCGGAAGUCGAGGGGGACAUGGAAGAGAAAAUCAGGGUAAUCCUCCGCACCGCCAUGUCUGACGAGACGAUCAACCUUCACGGAGUAAUUUACGCGUGGGGCAUUGACGACCCCAACGCCACCUCGCAGUCGUCUUGCGAACCCUUCCUCUACAUUGGGAAACACCUGGCCCGCUCCCAACUCCCCCUGCGGGUACUCACCCUCACCCGGGGUAAUAUGAGUAUCGGAUCGGGCGACUAUUUCCAACACCUCCCACACACCUCCCCCCUCAUCGGGAUGGCCCAAGUGCUCGCCAACGAGAAUCAAGACCUUAUCUGCAAGGUCGUCGAUAUGGACCCGAUCCCAACCACGACGCCGCAACAGUGCGCCAUUGAAGCAGCCGCGGAACUCUUUACGAUCGAUGACGAGGUCAUGGUCGCUUACAGGAAGGGGACGAGAUGCACGCCCCGCCUGAAACCGUAUAAGAUCAAAACCGCCCCGCUACCAAUCCCAUCUUGCCCCAGGUACAAAUUGGCCCUGCCGGACUCUCAUUUAAUCUCGGAUUUGAAAUACAUCCCCUGCGAUCAAGAAUCUUACGGGUAUGGCGAGCUCGAAAUGGAGGUGAAAGCGUACUGCCUCAACUUCCUGGACGUCCUCAUGGUCACGAAACCUAUCCCUGAAGUGUUCGACAAAUACAACUACGUCGGGGUAGACAUUGCCGGUAUCGUGACGGCGGUCGGACCCGGAUGUACGAGCAAGGUGGGCGAUCGUGUCGUGGCGGUGCGCAGAUCAGGUGUUUCCAUGCCGUCGCAUCUCAUUUCCCCGCAGAGUUUGACCUGCAGUAUUCCGGAUGAUAUGACUUACGCGGAAGCGGCGACGUAUCCCAUGGGGAUUUUGACCGUGGGAACGUGUCUCGUCGAUGUGGCCAAGGGUGGUCCGGGAGAUAUUGUGCUGAUUCAUACCGCAUCCGGAGGCGUGGGAUUGGUGGGGAUUCAAAUUGCGAAAAGCUUAGGGUGCGAGGUCGUCGUGACGGCGGGAAAUGAGAGGAAGAGGAACUAUCUAAGGAAUCUGGGGCUUAAACAUGUCUACAAUUCUAGAACGACGGAUUAUCAACACGACAUCCGGAAGGCGUUGGGCGGUCGAGGGGUCACCAUUGUGUUGAACUCGUUGACCUCUCCCGGCUUCAAGGAAGCUACGCUCAACCUUUGCGAGAAGGGAGCAAGAUUCAUAGAAAUGAGUAAAAUGAAUAUUUGGACAAAGGAGGAAAUCAAUAAGAUCCGGCCCGACGUUUUCUACGAAGUUGUCGACGUUUCUGCCCUCACGGACGAGAAGGUUAACACGAUUUCGAAAUAUAUCCAUGCCCAAAUCCUCGCUAAACCGGAGGAACGUCCCACCCCUGCGCCGGUCGUGUCGUUUGACGCGUCUGAAAUUAGAGAAGCCUUAGAAUACAUGGAGAAGGUGAAACACAUUGGAAAAAUUGCCUUGAUCAUGCCCGAAUUCAAGUCUCCCGCUGGUGUCGGGACAGACCCAUAUUUCCCCAUCUUUAACGAUCGUUCUACCUAUCUUAUCACCGGAGGAUUGGGCGGGAUCGGGUUAGAAGUCGCGAAAUGGAUGGGUACCAUGGGCGCCACAACGAUUCUUCUGCUCGGUCGAAGCUCGCCGAAACCGGACGCUCUCGAAAAGAUCGAAUCCCUCCGCAUGUCCGGUGUCCGGGUGGAAGUUCGUCUCCUCGAUGUGGGCGAUGAGGACAAAAUGCGGGAACUUUUCACCACCGAGUUCGACGCGAAGGACAAACUCCCCCCGCUUCGAGGAAUUUUCCACGCCGCCGGAGUUUUGGAUGAUGCCACGUACGAAAACCAGACCUGGUCCAGGUUCGAGACCGUGUUCCAAAGUAAGGUGAAAGGUGCCUGGAAUUUGCACAAGCUCAGUCUCGAACUACCCUUCUGUCUCGAACACUUUGUCCUCUUUUCCUCCAUCACUGCCACGAUUGGGGCGUACGGACAGAGUAAUUACGUAGCGGCGAAUCAGUACCUCGACGCCUUGGUGCACUACCGAUACUCGAUCGGUCUUCCCGGCGUGGCGAUCAAUUGGGGACAAUGGGGACAAGUCGGAAUGGCUUCGAACGUCGUGAUUGCCAUGAACAAACCGAUGACGACGCAUCAAGGAAUUGCCGCGCUGGAGUAUGCGAUCAAAUCGCACAAAACUCAACUUGCCGCGCACGAGUCGGAUCUCGGCGCGAUGAAGCAAGCCCUCAUUUCGACGAAGGGUUUGUUAGCCGAUGUCGAACAAGAUGGCGCCGGUCAUGUGAGCGGGGAGCUGGAUGGGGACGAAUUUUGGCGGGAGUAUGACGCCUGUACGGAUCGUGACGAGAAGUACGAUGUCCUUCGUAAAUUCUUGAAGCGGCUUAUCCGAAUCACCCUCCACAUGGAUAAGAAUGAAGAGAUCGAUGACAACGUGAACUUCCAAGAUAUCGGAAUGGACUCGUUGAUGAUGGUCGAGAUGAAGAACGGACUACAAGCCUCCGUCGGAAAAAGGGUCAAGAUAUCCAUCAACGCUGUCAAAGACUGUAAAACUGUCGCCCAAUUGAGCGAUCGUUUGGUCGAGUUGAUCUCCGGCAUUGAAGAACUUCCCGCCCCGACGGAUGACGAAUUAGUCGCCCUCGUCAAGAAGGAUGCCCGCCUUCCAGAGAACAUCCAGGUGGACGACGCCCUCGCCAAGACGGCGGGAUCUUUGCAGACCGCCUCCACCGUGCUGGUUAUCGGUUCAACCGGAACGUUAGGUCCUUACGUCAUGCGGGAACUUGUGAAACGUCCCCACAUCAAGAGGAUCAUUUGCGUGAUGCAACCCAACCCGCUCAUCUCCCCGACGGAACGUUUCCAAAAGGUCUUUGAGAAGAAGGGUCUUCUCUCUUCGAUCCCGAUGGAGCGAAUCACCUGCGUUCCUGGGGACAUUAAAGAGCUUCGAUUCGGCAUGAGCGCUCCCGACUAUGAAAAAUUGACGGCCGAGGUGGACGUCGUGUUCAAUCUCGCCGUUAAAGUCGCGUUCGAUGAAGUCUACCGAGAAACGCAGGAUCCCAAGAGUUCCCGAGUCGUGAACGUGUUCGGGAUGAGAAAUGUUCUCCAAUUCGCGGUGGAUGGGGGCAAGUUGAAAUAUGUGUUCCAUGCUAGUACUUUUGCGGCAGAGACGAUGGUGGAUGACGAGGGUGGAUUCUGGGAAAGCUGGCCGAGUGAAGAUGAAGUCUUGAUGUUCCCGAAUUCGGCGUACUCGAUUUCGAAAUUGAUUUGCGAUCGGUUAGUGGAGCAAGCGGUGGAGCGAGGGGUGCCCUGCAAGGUGUUCAGGUUGCCUCAAAUUGGCGGGGAUUCCGUAACCGGGGGAAAUAUUCAGCUGGACUCGUUCCUCAUGAUGAGAUGUUUGGCGUACAUGUAUAUCGGAUCGAUGCAUGCGCAGUCAAUCCCGCUCAGUUUGAUGGCAGUGGAUCAAUGUGCGAAGUUGUGUGUGGAUCUCUUCUUCCAUGCGGGAACGAGAUAUGAGAUGUAUAACUUGUUGAACCCGCAUUUAGGCGAUGAACGCGAAUUUGAGACGCUCGCCCGUGAAUUUGGCGUCGCCGUCAAAGUCAUGGACUCGUACCAAUUUUUGGACAAGUUCAAAUCCAUGGACUCGAACGACGAAAUGUUGCAACUCGUGAGAUUCGCGACAUCCAAAGAUUCCGAACUGCUGCACCUGAAAGAGCAAGAAAUGCCGUUCUACACAUCGUGGCGAAAUGGAAAUAAGAGGAUCUUCUAUUCGAAAAAGUUGGAAAAACUUAUCCCCGAACAAUACCCGAGUUGCAUAACGCCCUCUUGGGACGUUCUCCGAGGUGAUUUGAGAUUCGCCAAGGACUCCGGUGUCUUCGACCGGUACAAGAUUAAGCACAGCAACCCAUACCUUCUCUCUUAAGUGUUUUAUAAAAAUUUCUGAAAAUUAUGUUUUCUCCGUUUCAAGAAAUUUUUAAAUUUUCCAAAAUAUUAUUUAUUCUUGCUCAGUUUUACAUAAAGAUUUCAUCUGAAUUACGAAAAUGUGACAAAUUAAAUUUAUGUAGGUAUGUAUUUUCUACAAAAUGUAGCCGUGUCAACUUUCACUUUCUCACAACUGUCACGCCAUAACGUGUUCGAAUAGAAAUAUGUUUGCCAUGUGCUUGUUUAAUUCUGAUUUAUAUUUAAUCAUGUGAAAAGGUUGGUUGCCUAAGAUUAAAUUAUUAUGACGGGUUAACCUUGUGCAUGGAUUUGGAUGCGAUGUUCAGAUUGAUAUUGAAUUUUUGUUUUUUGUUCUUGUUUGAGGGGAGAAAGUGGAGAAAGUUGGAUAUUGUGUAAUUAAUAAUUAAUUAGUAAGUAGUUAAAAGUAUACUGAAUAAAAACUGACGUCAAAAAA